Messenger RNA from Penicillium atrosanguineum, 240 nucleotides. RefSeq lists its product as uncharacterized. NCBI's taxonomy places the organism in Eukaryota, Fungi, Ascomycota, Eurotiomycetes, Eurotiales, Aspergillaceae. The record is from RefSeq and is a predicted model, not a curated record. The transcript has a single exon. The coding region runs from base 1 to 240 and encodes 79 amino acids.
AUGUGUACCGUGCCAGGCCAAAGACUGUACAUCGCGCAGUCCGGCUCUGACUUCUACCUCUGGAAACAGCCAGAAGAUGAAUGCUACAAGAUUGAAGGCGUGAAAUCAAGAAAAGUCCUCAUUAAGGCUAUCAAGCAGACCGGUGUUGAAGGACUCUCUCUUAAACAACUUAAGUCGUUAGAGCUCAGCAUCUGUGGCGGUCAGGAGCCUCCGACUCCGUGGCCUUUUAAUGAAAUGUAG